Triticum aestivum (bread wheat) is the source of this 949-nucleotide messenger RNA. RefSeq names its product peroxidase 52-like. The coding region runs from base 23 to 799 and encodes 258 amino acids. The record is from RefSeq and is a predicted model, not a curated record. Lineage: Eukaryota; Viridiplantae; Streptophyta; Magnoliopsida; Poales; Poaceae. Gene Ontology annotation, biological process: hydrogen peroxide catabolic process; response to oxidative stress. Gene Ontology annotation, molecular function: peroxidase activity; heme binding. The transcript is spliced from 3 exons.
AAGAGUUUAUCUCCAGCUAGCAAUGGCUGUCUUCACCACCAGGUCGGCGGCCUUCCUUGGCCUCGCCGUCGUGCUCUGUGUCAUCGCCGGCGAGGCGAAUGCGCAGCAGCUCUCGCCCAACUUCUACUCCACGUCGUGCCCCAACCUGGCGUCCAUCGUGCGGUCGGGGAUGACCUCGGCCGUGCAGACGGAGAGGCGGAUGGGCGCGUCCAUCCUCCGCCUCUUCUUCCACGACUGCUUCGUCAAUGGGUGUGACGGCUCCAUUCUGCUUGACGACACGUCGACGUUCACCGGCGAGAAGAACGCCGGGCCGAACGCCAACUCGGCCCGCGGGUUCGAGGUGAUCGACGCCCUCAAGACCCAGGUCGAGGCUACGUGUAGGGCCACCGUCUCCUGCGCCGACAUCCUCGCGCUCGCCGCCCGUGACGGUGUCAACCUGCUCGGAGGUCCCACGUGGAGCGUGCCGCUGGGGCGCAAGGACUCGCGCACGGCGAGCCAGAGCGCGGCCAACGCGAACCUCCCGGGCCCCGGCUCCAGCCUCGCCACGCUCAUCACCAUGUUCGGCAACAAGAACCUGUCGCCACGGGACAUGACGGCGCUCUCCGGCGCGCACACCAUCGGGCGGUCGCAGUGCCAGUUCUUCCGCAACCGCAUCUACAACGAGACCAACAUCAACGCCAGCUUCGCGGCGCUGCGGCAGGGGACAUGCCCGCGGUCCGGCGGCGACAGCAACCUCGCGCCCUUCGACGUGCAGACAGCCGACGGGUUUGACAAUGCCUACUACCAUGUAAGACAAUAAGUUUUGGGGGAACCAGCACAACCCUCUAGAGGUGACUUAUCUCAUUAUAUAUAAUGGAUGUGCUACAAUACGUACAAUAUACGUACAUAAGUACAGAAGCUAUACAUAGUCUAACACCCUCCCUUAAUCUUAGCCACUUUCUAAAGAACU